Capsaspora owczarzaki ATCC 30864 is the source of this 1318-nucleotide messenger RNA. RefSeq names its product ATP synthase subunit gamma. The coding region runs from base 56 to 976 and encodes 306 amino acids. Gene Ontology annotation, biological process: proton motive force-driven ATP synthesis. NCBI's taxonomy places the organism in Eukaryota, Filasterea, Ministeriida, Capsasporidae. The record is from RefSeq and is a predicted model, not a curated record. Gene Ontology annotation, molecular function: proton-transporting ATP synthase activity, rotational mechanism. The transcript has 2 exons.
UUUGUUUUUGUGACAUCGAUCUUUGAGCUCAUUCUUCGUCUUCACUUCUGAAACCAUGAUGUUGAGCCGACUUGGUGGCGUUUCUCGCCUCGCGGGCAUCCUCCCUUCCGCCGUCGCUACCGCCGCACCCGCGACCGCCGCCGUGACCCCGGCUCGUGGCAUGGCCACUCUCAAGGAGAUUCGCAACCGCCUCAAGUCGGUCCGCAACAUUGAGAAGAUCACAAAGUCCAUGAAGAUGGUCUCCGCAGCCAAGUUCGCCCGUGCCGAGAAGAACCUCCGCACUGCCCGCGUUCUCGGCAGCGCCGUCCAGUCGCUCUUUGAGAAGACCGACUUGGCCAAGCGCCCCGCCGGCAACAACCAGCUCUUUGUCGUCAUCUCGUCGGAUCGUGGUCUCUGCGGCGCCAUCCACUCGUCCAUCUCCAAGAAGGUCAAGCAAGAGGUCGGCCAGAGCACCCCCGACAACCUCAAGUUUGUCAUUGCCGGUGACAAGGCACGCACCAUCCUCGCCCGCACCCACGGCAAGCACAUUCUCAUGCAAUUCGCAGAGCUUGGCAAGCGUCCCCCAACUUUCGACGAGGCCACCCUGAUUGCCCAGCAGAUUCUUGCUUCCGGCUACAAGUUUGACUCUGGCAAGAUCUUGUACAACCACUUUAGGACUGUCAUCUCGUACGAGCAGCGUGCCCUCCCUCUGCUCAGCUUUGACGCCCUCGCCGAGGCCCCCGAGAUUGUCUCGUACGAGCUCGACGACGACGUCCUGCAAAACUACCAAGAGUUUACCCUCGCCAACACCAUCUACUACGCCAUGCUCGAGUCGUCGGCAUCAGAACUCUCUGCCCGCAUGUCUGCCAUGGAGAACGCCUCCAAGAACGCCGGCGAGAUGAUUGGCAAGCUCACCCUUACCUUCAACCGCACUCGUCAGGCCGUCAUCACUGGCGAGCUCAUUGAAAUCAUCUCGGGUGCCUCCGCCCUCAACUAAGCCCAAAAAAACAACAAUUUCAAGCAUCAACAUACUCUGGCGCAUCACACACACAUGUGUGCGUGGGGCGUUCGUCUGCGAGUGUGUUUAUUGGUUGUUUGAUUUCUUUUUGUCUGUUGUUUUGCGAGCAUGUUUGCCUCCUCCCUUUCGUCCUCCUUAUUCCCCCCUCAUCUCCCCCGUGAUCCAUUCACCGUUCCCUCAUUUUUCCAAAACAGUCGAGUCACUGUUUGGAUGUUGUUUCUGCUCCUGGCUGUGUAAUUUUUUUUCUUUGUGUGUCUGUGACUAGUGCCAAAUACAAUUUUUGGAAUCUUGCACCGCCUGGGCGCACUUUGGUAAAUACUG